AUGGGGUCAGAGGGAAACAAUAAGAACUCGGUUGUGACACAAGUAAGUAUUGGUGGAUUUUGGGAGUCCACUACUGCAAAAGAACUUACAGAUUACCUUGAAGAUGAAGUAGGGCUCAUUUGGCGAUGCAGAUUAAAAACUUCUUGGACUCCUCCUGGGUCUUAUCCUAAUUUUGAGAUCACGGACACUUCAAAUAUCCCCACGAUUGAUGAUUACAAGAAAGUGGAGCCUCAUGCGUUUGUCCAUUUCGCAGUUCCUGAAUCAGCAGCUCGUGCCAUGGAUGCUGCGGGGCAAUGCAAGCUCAUCCUGGAUGGCCAGCCAUUAAAAGUCAGCCUGGGGCCUAAGAACCCAUAUACCCUUAACCAAAGAAGAAGAACGACUACACCAUAUAAGUUGGCCGGUAUUUCAAUUGAGAUUGGGACAUUGGUUUCCCGGGAUGAGUUUCUUGUUUCUUGGAGAGCUGAAGGGAUCGAUUUCCUGGUAGAUCCUUUUGACAACACGUGCAGAUUUUGCUUCACAAAGACCACUGCAUUCGCUUUCAAGGACACAGUGAUGCAUGCGGUGAUAAAUUGUGAUUUCAAGUUGGAGUUCUUGGUGAGAGACAUACGAACAGUGAGGCAGUAUAGAAAGUUGGAUGGAUUUGUUCUUCUUUUGCAGCUGGCUUCGUCACCCCGUGUCUGGUACAGAACUGCUGAUGAUGAUAUAUACGAAACUGUCCCUGCCGAUCUCUUGGAUGAUGAUGACCCUUGGAUCCGUACCACUGAUUUUACCCAAACUGGGGCUAUUGGUCGAUGCCUUUCAUACCGAGUUCUCAUAUCUCCGCGGUAUGAGAAGAAAUUGACAACAACCUUAGAUUAUCUAAGGAUGCGAAGGGUGCAGGAGGAACGUGUGAGGUGGCCUCCCAGGAUUCGUGACGAGCCCUGCUUUGGGGAGCCUGUGUCAGAUCAUUUCUUCUGUAUUCAUCACAAAGAAGGGAUCUCCUUUGAGAUAAUGUUCCUAGUAAAUUCGGUGUUGCACAGGGGGAUUUUUAACCAAUUUCAGUUGACUGAGCCUUUCUUUGAUCUUCUUAGAAACCAGCCUAGGGAUGUCAAUAUAGCUUCUCUCAAGCAUCUUUGUACUUAUAAACGACCAGUUUUUGAUGCGUACAAGAGACUGAAGCUUGUUCAGGAAUGGAUUCAGAAAAAUCCAAAGCUUUUAGGGGGUCAUGAACAGUCUGAUGAUAUCUCUGAGAUCAGAAGGCUAGCGAUUACCCCAACCAGAGCUUAUUGCCUACCCCCAGAGGUUGAGCUCUCCAACAGGGUACUCAGGAAAUACAGAGCUGUGUCUGAAAGAUUUUUGCGUGUAACUUUCAUGGAUGAAGGCAUGCAGACCAUGAAUUCAAAUGUUCUCUCUUACUUUGUUGCUCCGAUUGUGAAGGAUCUGACAUCAAGCUCUUUCUCUCAGAAAACCCAUGUUUUUAAAAGAGUAAAGACCAUAUUAACAGAUGGGUUUAAACUAUGUGGUAGAAAAUACAGUUUUCUAGCAUUCUCGUCCAAUCAACUGAGAGACCGCUCUGCAUGGUUUUUUGCUGAAGACGGGAAAACAAGAGUGUCAGAUAUAAAGAAAUGGAUGGGGAAGUUCAAAGACAAGAAUGUGGCAAAAUGUGCUGCUAGGAUGGGCCUGUGCUUCUCCUCCACAUACGCCUCUGUAGAUGUCAUGCCUCACGAGGUUGAUACUGAGCUUCCGGAAAUUGAGAGAAAUGGGUAUGUUUUCUCUGAUGGAAUUGGUACAAUUACACCUGACCUCGCUGUCGAAGUAAUGGAGAAACUUAAGUUGGAUCUGAAUUGUACCCCCUGCGCUUAUCAGAUCCGUUACGCAGGUUUCAAAGGAGUUGUUGCUCGUUGGCCAUCAAAAGGUGAUGGAAUCCGGUUAGCUCUUCGACCCAGUAUGAACAAGUUCCAUUCUAACCAUACCAUCUUAGAGAUCUGUUCCUGGACCCGGUUUCAACCUGGUUUCUUAAACCGGCAGAUAAUUACCCUCCUUUCUGUACUAGGUGUACCAGAUGAAAUAUUCUGGGAUAUGCAGGAAACUAUGCUCUGUAAACUGAACCGCAUCCUUGAUGAUAUAGAUGUGGCAUUUGAAGUUCUCACAGCAUCAUGUGCUGAACAAGGAAAUACUGCAGCUAUCAUGCUAAGUGCAGGUUUCAAACCAAAAACUGAGCCACAUCUGCGAGGAAUGUUGUCUUCAGUAAGAAUUGCACAACUCUGGGGCCUCAGGGAAAAGUCUCGUAUUUUUGUUACUUCAGGAAGGUGGCUAAUGGGCUGCCUAGACGAAGCAGGGAUCCUUGAACAGGGACAGUGCUUUAUCCAAGUCUCAAAACCAUCUAUAGAAAAUUGUUUCUCCAAACACGGGUCUCGUUUUAGGGAGACAAAAGCAGAUCUGCAAGUAGUCAAAGGCUAUGUAGCCAUUGCUAAGAAUCCUUGUCUUCACCCAGGGGAUGUAAGGAUUCUAGAAGCUGUUGAUGUACCCCAGCUGCAUCACAUGUAUGACUGCCUUAUCUUCCCUCAGAAAGGUGAUAGACCCCAUCCAAACGAAGCUUCUGGCAGUGACCUUGACGGGGACCUGUACUUUGUGGCUUGGGAUCAGAAACUCAUCCCUCCCAGCAAAAAAAGCUGGGCCGCAAUGCAAUAUGAUGCAGCAGAAGAGAAGACUUUAGGCCGUCCUGUCAACCACCAGGAUAUAAUCGAUUUCUUUGUAAGAAACAUGGCGAACGAGCGUUUGGGUACAAUCUGCAAUGCACACGUGGUUCAUGCUGAUAGAAGUGAGUAUGGAGCCAUGGACGAAGAAUGUUUGCUACUAGCAGAACUAGCUGCCACAGCAGUUGAUUUCCCAAAGACAGGGAAAAUCGUGACAAUGCCGUUCCACCUGAAACCAAAACUCUACCCAGAUUUCAUGGGGAAAGAAGACUACCAAACUUACAAGUCGAAGAAAAUCUUGGGUCGGCUUUACAGACGGGUAAAAGAAGUUUACGAUGAAGAUGCAGAAGCUUCCUCGGAAGUAAACUCAGACCCAAGUGAGGUCCCUUAUGACACUGAUCUUGAAAUACCAGGAUUUGAAGAUUUCGUCCCUGAGGCAUGGGGUCACAAAUCUUCUUACGAUGGGCAGCUCAUUGGUCUUCUCGGGCAGUACAAAGUGCAGAAAGAGGAAGAGAUUGUGACAGGUCACAUCUGGUCCAUGCCUAAAUACACUAGUAAGAAACAGGGUGAGCUGAAAGAAAGACUGAAGCAUUCUUAUAAUGCCCUGAAGAAAGAGUUCAGAAAAGUAUUCGAGGAAACAACAAACCAGGAUCACGAAAAUCUCAGCGACGAGGAAAAGAACUUGUUGUAUGAGAAAAAGGCUUCAGCUUGGUAUCAUGUCACUUACCACCCCAAGUGGGUAAAGAAGUCUUUAGAGCUGCAAGAUCCAGAUGAGUCGUCUAGUCAUGCAGUGAUGCUGAGCUUUGCUUGGAUUGCAGCUGAUUAUCUUGCAAGAAUCAAAAUCAGGUCACGGGAAAUGGGAAAUAUCGACUCGGCCAAGCCUGUUGAUUCUUUGGCCAAGUAUCUUUCUCAACGUCUCUAA
Molecule: messenger RNA, 3597 nt
Organism: Arabis nemorensis
Lineage: Eukaryota; Viridiplantae; Streptophyta; Magnoliopsida; Brassicales; Brassicaceae
Source: the annotation of a GenBank genome assembly